AUUCCCCCCUUCUGUCUCCCUCUGCAACAUACCAGCUGCUCCAUCCAUCCCAUCCGCACACCACGUGACCUACUUCUCCCACGUCCUUCAUUCAGCACCAUGGCUGUGGAUGCUGCGGAUGCUCUCUGCUGCAUCCUGCGUCCGCGCCGGCUCUCCCUCAUCUUUCUCACCGUGACCCUCUCCUCUCUGCCAGCCCCGACGGUGGCGCUGCUCUGCGUCCGCCCCGAAGACACUCAGAGCGGGGAUCUGUCCGUGCAGGACGGGAUUUUGAGGGCGACCGAGGGGGCUCGCUUCACGCUGAGGGUUUACUACUCCGAGCAUCCUAACAGCGCGAACAUCAGUGGGAGACCUGACGCCGCACCUGCAGCUCCGUGGAUCGCCUUCAUAGAGGAGCCGAGCGGCGGCAGCAAGGAUGCGGAGAGGGGACUCCGCUCCAAGGGGGACCCGUGUGAGGAGGAGAGCUCCCGGAGCUCCGACAUAGAACUGCUGGGCUCCUUCAGGUCCACCUCAAGUCACAACUCUGUUCUGCUUGAGUUGCUGGCCAAAGACUUGCGCAAAGAUGAGGUGAUCAAAUACUACUCCAUGUGUGCGUUUGACGGAGUGAAAUGGAAGCACUUCAGGACCAAAGACUUCUGGCUGGCUGUGGUGGAGAGACCUCCAGAGCCAGAUGUUUGGCUCCAAGCGGGGGUCUCUGUGCUUUUAUUAGCGCUAUCUGCCCUGUGCAGCGGGCUGAACAUCAGCAUGCUGGCUCUUGACCCCGUGGAGCUGCGGGUCCUGCAGAACAGCGGCACAGAAAAGGAGCAGAAAUACGCAUGGAAAAUAGAAUCCGUGCGUAAACAUGGGAACUACAUCCUCUGCACUGUGGUGCUGGGCAACGUCCUCACAAAUACGUGUUUUGUGGUGUGGAUGUGCCAGAUUUUGGGAAUGACCGCACUCUCGACUACCUCCUGCACUUUGGGGAUCUUCUUUAUCGGAGAAAUAUUACCCCACUCCGUUGCGUCCAGGCACAGCCUCGCCAUCGCCUCCAAGACUCUGUGCGCCACCCGUUUGCUGAUGCUAAUUUUCUUCCCCAUUGCAUACCCGGUGUCCAAGAUCCUGGACAUCAUGCUGCACCAGGAAAUCAGCAGCUUUUACACCAGGGAGAAGCUGGUGGCCAUGCUGCGCGUCACGGAUCCAUAUCAUGAUCUGGUCAAAGAGGAGCUGAACAUCAUCCAGGGAGCCCUGGAGCUGAGGACCAAAACCGUGGAGGAUGUCUUGACCCCUCUGACAGACUGCUACAUGCUAUCAUCAGACGCAGUCCUGGACUUUUGUACCAUGUCCGACGUGAUGCAGAGCGGCUUCACCCGAAUUCCAGUCUAUGAGAACGACAGGUCCAACAUUGUGGACAUCCUUUUCGUGAAAGACUUGGCCUUCGUGGAUCCGGACGAUUGCACUCCCUUGAAAACAAUCACGCAGUUCUACAAGCAUCCCAUGCACUGCGUCUUCAGUGACACCAAGCUAGAUGUGAUGCUGGAGGAAUUCAAGAGAGGCAAGUCUCACCUGGCCGUGGUGCAGCGGGUGAACAGCGAAGGCGAGGGGGACCCUUUCUACGAAGUGAUGGGCAUUGUAACACUGGAGGAUGUGAUCGAAGAAAUCAUCAAGUCUGAGAUUGUGGAUGAGACAGACCUGUACACUGACAAUCGGACCAAGAGACGAGUGUCCCACCACGAGAGAAAGCAACAGGAUUUCUCUAUCUUCAAGCUAGGAGAAAAUGAGCUGAAGGUGAAGAUUUCUCCCCAGCUGCUGCUCGCCACGCACCGUUUCUUAGCUGCAGAAGUGGAGCCGUUCAGGUUGUGCCACCUGUCGGACAAGAUCCUGCUGCGCCUCAUCAAACACCCGAGUGUCGUGCAGGAGCUGAAGUUUGACCCCAAGAACAAACACGCUCCUCAACACUACCUUUAUCAGAGAAACAAACCAGUUGACUACUUCAUCCUCAUUCUGCAGGGACGUGUGGAGGUGGAGAUAGGGAAGGAAGCGCUUCGGUUUGAAAACGGAGCCUUUUCCUACUACGGCAUGCCAGCGCUAAUCCCGCCACUGCCAACUGGGUGCAACGCUGCCGAGGAUAAUCAAUGGCUGGAUCGUAGUUGCUUGUGCACAAACUCAAGUCAGAGCAUGAAAACAAGACGCGGCUUAUAUGCACAUCUGCUGCGUUUCUUUGCAGCCCACAGAUACAGCUCCCGAAGCAGCGGCCUGAACCAGUCGGACUCGUUGCUGAGCGGGGGCAGCGUUGGGCAGCUCACGGCGGGCGGAGGGGCCUAUUUACCAGACUACUCAGUGCGACAACUCACAGACCUGCAGAUCAUCAAGAUCAGCAAGAACCAUUACCAGAACGCACUGACAGCCACCCGGAUGGACAGCACUCCUCAGACCCCCGAUGCCGUGGACCCUGACAUUAAAGGGAGACCCCCGGGCCCGGAGGCUCGCUCAAACAGCAUCGCUCUCCCACUCAUGAGCGCACACACUCGACUGGGGCUGGCGCGCUUUGCACACCUCCAUCCAUACGGCGGCCUUCACAGCACCUCCCAGCUCAACGAGAGAAACCGCAUUGUUCGCAGCAAAUCUGAUGGGCAGAGGAGUCCAAAUGACACAGUGUUCCUUCGCAUGGAUGAGAUUCCUUACAUCCACGAGGACCGACCGGAAAGUUCUGCUGACAAUGAUGUGCCUACGGAGCCGUCCACCUCCCCCUUCAUCAGCUCCCUGUCCCUGUCCAGCUCAGAGGAGAACAUUGGAAAGAAGCUCCUGCGUAAACUGAGUAACAAGAGGAGGAAAAAGUCUCGAGAAGGAGAAAAGAGUUUGGAGGAGGAGGAGGGGUCAGAGCAGCCAUCGGUAACAAGCUAGUCCAGCAAAAUUGAGGAGGAGGGAUAAAUCAUGCACACCCUUCCUCUUGUUAUUCGCUGGACACCCUGCGUACCUAAAAGUUAUUUGAACUUGUUCAACUCUUCUUCACCCACUUAUAAAUCCUCAGGACCCCAUGGAUACAUCCUGCCCUCUUUUUGCCUGGAAAAAAAAAAAAAAGAACUUGAUAGGACAUACUUUAACAACACAUCCGACAAGUUAACUCUUUCAGCAGACUUCAUUCAGUUUUAUCCACUUUCUUGGUGCAAAUCGUCUCCAUAUUACCUUUUAAUAGUGGGCAUAUUUACAAUGAAAUACCUUAUACUGAAAUACCAAAACAUCAAAGUAUGAAACAGGGUUUACUUGAACAAACAAAAAAAAGUGUUUGGUAAUAAUUUUUUUCAUUAUUAUUGAUACUGUGUGGUAGUUUCCACAUUCUGAAAAUGACUGCGAAAGAAGCUUAUGAUGUUGCCAACCAGGGGCCCGACUACUUCCAGCACAACUGACAACACAAGGCGAAAUAGAAAAGGCCACCAAACAGGAGCACAAUUUACACAUAGCUUCUUAAAAAAGCCAUAAAAUUGCCAAUUCUUAGUCUGAUUGUAAAGAAAUCAGGUAAAAGUAAACAAAAAAAAAGAGAGCAAAGUUUCUUUAGUUUACAUCUAUACGAAAAGUGUCAACAUUGCCAGUGUAUGUGAUACGAAAAUAAUGCAAGUCAUAAAAAAAUGCUUUAAUUGCACAGAUUCAUCAGCACAUUACAUCCUUUUCCAGAUGCUGUCUUCUGACAGAAAUGCUUUUUCUACAUAAACAUCUGCUUUUCCCGUCAAAACAUUCCCGUCUGUCAACAAGUAGCCAAAUGGGCACAACUGCAAUACUUCUACCCAACAAACAUCCUCAACUUUCUCCUGACUUGAUCGCAUCCAGUAAAACAGAGUCUAGGGAAUUUCAUCACCUGCUUAUAGCCUAAUGUAGGGGAGCUUUAGAUAUUAAUAUUGUUUUUUUAUCGGUACCAGUCACUAAAGCUGCAUACACCAGCUAAUUAAUAAGCUAAAAGGGUUUAGGGAUCUGUGGAUCUGGGGAUUCAAACAGAUAGCUGCUGCAGUGCUAUCAAAAGUAUUCACACCCCUUGAAUAUAGUUUAAUAUGUCACAACUAGAAACUCUGAACCUGUUCAGAUUUUAUUUGAUAGAUCAACUCAAAGAAGUGCACAACUAUGAGGUUUCUGACUGAAUGUUUAUUUAUUUUUUUUUUUUAACAAAUAUAUAUGGUGACCAAUUAAGGCAAUUAGUUAGACUGGAUUUAUUUAGUAGUAUCAAAAUAAAGGGGAUUGAAUGCAACUGGUUGUUAUUGUCCUUAUAUAUUUCUUUAGAAACAGAUUGAAAAACAAAUUUCCUCUUACUUAACAAUUAUGAAGUGAACAUUUAGUGAAAAAAAUAAAAAUAUCGAAGUCUGGGGUUGUGACAUGACAAAGCACGGGCAAAGAGGUAUGAAUAUGUUUGGAAGCGACUGUAUACUUGCAUGUUUGUUUCUGCUCCUUGUACUGUAACCCUGCAAAGGCAUUGUUUCUCUUAUGCAUGCUAAUGUAAAAAGAAACUAAGCUCCCUGUGAAAGUGAAGUCUGCAGUUAGUCUAAGUAGAUUUCAUAAGUCUGACAAAGACUGCAGGCUAACAUUUAACACAAAAAUACCUUCAUAUAAUAGAGAAACCUUCAUGAAAAGGCUCCUUUAGGAGCUCAUAAUAAGGCACAGGAGGACAGAGGUCAUUUGAAAGGCAUGUCAGUGAACUUACUCAGAUAAUCCUACGUUACUGCAAUAAUGAAAUGGGGUGGUUUAUUUUAAAAUAAAUAAAUAAAUAAAAUAAGAGCAGAUUUAUGUUUGAUAUUUGCUGAUCUGUAUUUUGAAAUCGUGCCAGGUUCACUGCCAAACAGAGCACAGGCAGAGAUUUCAGUGAUGAAAGCCACUGAAUCCACACCAACGUCAAGUCGACCCCCCCUCCCCACAUCUGUUAACCCUCUUCAAACACAGCCGAUGUUUGGAGACUCUCCCUGAUUUAAUUCAUUCUGCCUGGGACGACAGUGUAAGUACAAAGGAUCCUGCACAGCUAAGCUACUCGGAGUGAUCUGGCAAGCGCAGGACACUCGGGGGUAAAAGUGUCCUGAUCCGACGGCUGACUCAGACAGAGAGGAUUUGAACGUGGCAUAAAAAUGCUUUUAGAGAAUUUAUAGAUUUGUUGGGACUGGUAAAAAUGUUUUGGAUUUAAAAAAAAAAAGAAAGAAAGUUAGGUUUUGCUAUGUAAAAUCCAAAUGACUAUAUGAAGAUGUAGAGAAACAUAUCAUUUGAUCUAAAUGAGAGAUUAUAUUAAUAAAUUUACUAACCUA
Messenger RNA from Poecilia latipinna (sailfin molly), 5249 nucleotides. RefSeq names its product cyclin and CBS domain divalent metal cation transport mediator 1 (gene cnnm1). NCBI's taxonomy places the organism in Eukaryota, Metazoa, Chordata, Actinopteri, Cyprinodontiformes, Poeciliidae. The record is from RefSeq and is a predicted model, not a curated record. The transcript is spliced from 10 exons. Gene Ontology annotation, biological process: transport; magnesium ion homeostasis. Bases 100 to 2877 code for a protein of 925 amino acids. Gene Ontology annotation, cellular component: plasma membrane. Gene Ontology annotation, molecular function: transmembrane transporter activity.